This is a messenger RNA of Hydractinia symbiolongicarpus, 3485 nucleotides long. RefSeq lists its product as uncharacterized. The coding region runs from base 245 to 2329 and encodes 694 amino acids. The record is from RefSeq and is a predicted model, not a curated record. Lineage: Eukaryota; Metazoa; Cnidaria; Hydrozoa; Anthoathecata; Hydractiniidae. Gene Ontology annotation, molecular function: phosphatidylcholine lysophospholipase A1 activity. The transcript has 2 exons.
AAAGCCGUUUAAAAUCUUACACGAAAACAAAAAAUGUUUACGGUAUCUUAUACCAAAACAUUAAACCUUUACGGUAUGCGAAAGAUGCUAUGCCGAAACAGAGAAAGUUUACGGGUCGGUCGUAACUACCCAAGCAUGCAAUCUCAUAUUGAGUAUAAAGAACUUGCAAAAUUUCACCCAAUAAAACAGUGUGAAAGCUGGUUAAAAGAGGCAAAUAACUCAUGGCAGCUUGUAUUCGGUUAAAAUGUGUGCACGGAGGUUGUGUUGGCUUCCUCUCUUCUUCUUUAUAUGCUGCAUCAAUGCAAGACCAUGGGAUGUCGAACUUUCAAAUGCUACAUCUCCCAACAAUUUCACCACACAGAACGAAACAUCAGAAAAUGUUACUGUAUUGACUGACGCAGUGCUUAGCAACACCUCAUCACUCGCUAACGAUGGGUCCAAUCGGAGUAAUCAAAUCAAUUCUUCUAGAGAAGCAAGUAACAACAUAGAACACACAACACUGGACACCUCAAGAGACUUUAACACCUCUAGAGUGAAUCAAUUUAAUAGUAAUUCAGUGUCAUGCUUACUCCCAUCAUGCAAUGAAACAUUCCCAUCAUGCAACAAAACACUGUUUCCGUUAUGCAAUAGAACACUACAAACAAAUUCUCUAAACAAUGCAACAACUAUGAAUAAUGCAACUUUGACAUCUUUAAAAGCAAUAAACGCCUCGAAUGUUAUUAUUUCUUCCUCUAACAAUAACACAGUACCUCGACACAUACAGACGUUCGAAACAGGUGGAAUUAAAGAGGAUACUACCAGUGACAGACAUGACAGUAUCAAAGGGCGAAAUCAGCACCAUUCAAUCUCUGAGUUCAGUGGAAACCUGACAAAGAUAGAGUUUGGAACAGUUAGUGAUGCUGAAGACACAAAUGGUACUCGAACUGUAAGUAAACAAAAUGAAACCGUUCAAUUCGAUAUGGGAAAUAAAUCAUACGCCCUUACCAAUGUGACGUCAGAACACAACUGUAGUGGUUGUCUAAGAGACGAGAAUGGCGAUGUGACGUCAUUGCAUUCGUAUAAAGGAACACCUGUAACUGAAGAUGUAGAGGAAGGCUCCGCAAGUGGGGAAGAAAUAAACAUGAAGAGAUGUAAAACUCAACAUUUUAGCACUUCAUCUCGAAGAGAUAUCUUUGAUAUGUUUAGUAGCGAAGAAGAUGAUGAUCUCGCUGCGGCUAAUAUAAACUGUCUAACGGUGACGCGACGUCGUUUAAUUACCAACAAUAAAACACAUCGUAAAGUGACGCAUAGCAACGGGACGAAGACGGAGAAAGAUGACAAAAGUGAAGAAGAGAAGAAUAAAGAAAGACAAGACAUGAAUAAACAAAGAGCAAAAUCGAACGAGCAACGCGCCAAAGAAUUAGAACUUACUAAAUACAAAAUCUUAAACGGUAUACACGAUUCACCCACGCAACCACCCGAUACAAACGAUGAUCGUAACAUCGAAAAUAAAACCAUGGAAAUAGAUCCUUCGAUGUUACCUAGCAACGAAUCAAACAAAGAACCACCCGCCGAUCUUCGUGAUGCUAAUGUCGGAAUUGUUGGCAUGGAUACGCAUCCGGCUAUUGAACCCAACAACAAAACUCAGCGUCGAAACAAAACAAAGGAAAUUAAAAAUACAAACAACGAAAUCACCCGUGUAGACAAAGUCGAUAUCAUUCCCAAGAAAAAAAUACUUUGCUUUGGCGAUUCUAUAACAAAGGGAUUCUAUGGCGACAAUAAAACAUUUAAUCCGUUUUCUAAUAAAUUAGAAGAGUUGUUAAACAAUAACAAAAAGACUGAGUACGAAGUUUUAAACUUUGGAAUUCCAGGAGCAUGUGCAUCAAAGAAAAUGCAAACCCGUCUUCCCGAUGUGAUUAAAGAAGAGAAGCCGUUAGAUCUUGUUAUUCUCUUAGCGGGUACUAACGAUCUGUUAUCGGAAGAUUGCGCAGAUAACCUAGAUUUAUACGCAGAGAUAAAAAAGCUUCAUGAAAGUGUCCACAAGAUGGGCGUAAAAUCUGUUGUGGUCACCAUCCCUGAUAUCUCAGUAAAUGUGAACGGAACUAAAAAGAUGACGAAAGAAGAAUUUAAAGAGGCUUGGAAUGAACUCAACCAAAAACUUCGUUUGUUCGUCUACACUUCUAAAGAAAAUAAUAUGAUAUUAAGUGAUUUAGCAGAUGAGUUUACGAGACAGGGUGUAAAAGACGGUAUGAAUAUGAAUGGGAUGUGGGCGGAUAAAGUGCACCCCUCCAAGGAAGGUUAUGAUCGCAUUGGAGAAAUUAUUUUUAAAGAUAUUGAUGGGAAAUUUUAAGUUUUUAAAAAUUUUUUUUUUUCUUGCGAUGAUAAGCAAAAAAUCGCUUCUGAAGUGUGAUGUGUAGUUAUUUUGAGUAAAAUGACAAUGUAUAGAUGGACGGAAUUUCUGUCAUCAAUACAAAUCACUUCAGCGUCUUAAAAAAAUUCUUUUUGUAUGUAUAUUACAAUCAGCGAGAGAUAACGUAAAUGAUUUUUGCAAUACCAUAUUUUGUAGAUGUAAAAUUUAUCAUCUUGGAUUUUUAUAAAAAUGUUACUUGAUGGCAAGAUAUUCAUAUUUUUACACAGAUGGUAAUAUGUAGUCGCCGAUAAUUUGUUGCUAACUAACAAAAGAAAAAAUAUAUACAGUUCUUUUCCGUGAGUUACAAUUUGCCACUGCUAGAAAUACUGGUGGUGCAGUCAUGAAUUGAAACGCUGUUUCAACAAAAAUUUGAAGAAAAAAAACACAUGGCGAAUAUGCUAUUGUAAUGUUGGUGAUUUACCCCUAGCACAAGUGUUCUAUAAUCUUACUGUCGCCAUCAAGAUUAUCAUGAAGGUAAAAUGUGCUGGGAACGAAGUUGAUAUCAAACCAUGUGUUGACAUCAACAGUUUCAAUCACAGUACUUUUAUGGAAAAAAUAGUGGCCAAACUGUAAAAAAUUGAUUUUUUUUUAUAGUUCAGUGUUCUUAUAUAAAAUGUCAUUUAAUAUAUACAGUUAGAUAAGAGUACAUUAAGAGACUUUUGAAGGCUAAAUUCCUAAUUUUUCGAACUAACUGUUGCACAAAGUUAAGAUAUAAGUUUCUGGAAACUAAAAGUAUUAGGUUAUGUAAACUUUUGUUUUCUGUGCCAUAAAAAGUUGGAAAUACCCAUACAGUUGUGUUUUGGGAGAUUUUAAAGCCACUGAAGAUGUGGCUUGAUUAUUGUUUUUUCACGUACUGAAAAAAAAGAAGAACAACAAAGACAUUAUUGAUCUUUCUGUUCUACCAUCUUACAUCCUGCCUUUCUUUUUCAGUUCACUGGUCACAUAACAAUAGUAUCAACUUCUGUUUUUGCAUUUAAUGGCGGUCACUAAAUAUAAAUAUGUUUUACAUUCUCUUUGCGUUUGAUUGCUACUUCAGUUAAAUUACAUUAUAAUAUUAUCUAAGUUUUAUAAAGAAAUUAUAAAAAAUUAUCUUGGC